UUUUAGUUGUUCUCUAGUGUUGAAGUGGUUUCGCGAGUGCUGUAAAACAACUAUUUUUUUUUCGUUUUCGGUCCUACCUUUCCGAGAGCAUUUGACUGCCACGGCGAAGCGUGAAUCGCGUGCCAGCGCGUGUGUGCUGCUUCUGGCUCUGGGGUGGUUAGUUCUUUGUUUGGUUCCGUUCGCGUUUGUCGCGGUUGCUAAGGAACGUGGAAAUUACUUUGAAAAUCCUCGGGAUAAAGUUUAGUGGUGCCUGUGCCGUGUUAACGUCAGUGGAUCCGAGAAACAACCUCAGCAGCCACCAAGGUGAAGUUCCAAUUCGGCGAACGAGUGCAAGCCGCCAUUUUUGUGUUUGUGUGUGCCUCCCAGUGUACUACUCUACUCAAUACUACCAUUGGCCUAGCCUAGCCUACUAAGACAGCCCACCCUCCUCGCUACCACCAUUCCCGUCGCCACCACCAUCAUCACCACCAUCACAGUAGCAUUGGCUCAAACAUUGGUUUCCUAUCCUCCCUAAACAACCGUGCUUCAUUCGCAUGGAUAAGCACAGCAGGUCCAAGCCGACACUCGAAGACUACAUCAUCGACAUGGAGACGCGGCCGCCCGACAGUGGCCAGGUCUCCGACAAGGACGUCUGGGCCCAGCUGCACCAGAAGGAGGCCGACCUGCUGCUGGCGGCCGAACUCGGCAAGGCGCUGCUGGAGAAGAACGAGGAGCUGAAGAAGCAGCAGGAAAAGCUGAUCGAUGAGUACUCGAUCAAGCUGGAGAAAUUGGAACAGGAGAAGUACAUUCUCAAGCGACAGCUGGAGAUUACGUCGAGCGAGAAUGAUGCCGUUAUCCUGGAACUGCAAGCGGACAUCAAGCAGUUCAAGCAGAAGCUUGACGCACAGGAGCAGAUUAUGCGCCAGAUGGAGCGGGAGAAAAAUCUCCUGAUCGAGGAGCUGACCGCUCAGAAUACCCGGCUCUCGAACGAGCUGAAGAAAUCGAAUGCCACCGAGAUGCAGCUGUCGGCGCAGCUGCAGGAAAUCAAGGAGCAGUGCAAUCGGCGAACUUUAAGCAUCCAGGAUCACGUCAGCAGUUUGGAAAGUCUGAAGAACGAGCUGCGUAUGAUUUUGGAGAAGAAGAACGAGCUGGAGAAUCGGUUGCACAUGACUGCGAACGAGAAGGAGAAUCUUUCGAUCGCGUUGAAUGAAGCCUCCGAGAGGAUACACAUUCUGGAGCGGAGUACCAAGGAGCAGGACACCAAGUACCAGAUGACCGUGCAGACGCUCGAUCGGCUAGAGCGAGAGAAUGGAACGCUUUCGGAGCGGCUGGAGUCGUUCGAUUCACAGCGAUCGCUUCACAGCGAUCCUAACCAUUCCUCACUGCUGCAGGAGAUGACCGGCGAAGACGAAACGAUGAUGGACGAUGGUAGUGCAUCGAACAAGGACGAGGCAACCAUGUUGCUGUUCAAGGAAGCCCAAUCAGUGUACAAGCAGCUCAAGACGCUGUGUCAGACGCUGCGGAGCACCUAUCACGAUGAUGAUUCGGGUCUCCACUCGGAUAUAUCGUUUAGUUCGCUGGACAACACACUGUCUUCGGCACCACAAUCGGUGGACGUCGGUAUCGGAAGUUCGGCCGGUCCGUCGCCAAACCAGAGCGGAACCAUGGGUAUGAGAAGCUCGAACGACAAGUUCACCCGCGGUAUGCUGUCCUCGGCGGCGGACGAACUGGUUCACAUCAUCAUGAACAUGGACGCGAUGCAGUUCAAAACGAUGUUCGAGCAAACGCGCGGUAUGCUGAUCGAGCAGGAGGAGGAAAUGAAGAAAAAGAACGAUCGUGUCAUGCAACUGGAGAGCAAGCUCUCAGUGCAGGAGGUCGAGCUACAAAGUGCAAUCGACGAGCGCAACCAGGCGCGGGAUGAUGCGUCACACUCGAGCCUGGCGCAGGACGAAACGGUAGUUCAGGCCCGCAAGGAUCGCGAUGCGGCCGUCGAGCGACGAACGAAGGCCGAAGUCGAACUGGCCAAGAAUCGGGUGGAACUGAUGCAGGCCAACAGCCAACUGCUGGAGGCCAUCCAGCAGAAGGUGGAACUGCUGCAACAACUCGAGCAGUGGCAGAUCGACAUGCACGAGCUGAUCGAGGAGCAGAUGAAGAAUAAGCUAAACAAUGAAACUAGUACAAAACCACAAACGCCUCAGCGUGGAGCGUCGUCGUCGUCGCAGCAGGCCGGUGGUUCCUCGUCAGCCGGUUCGACGGCCGGUAAUCGGAAAAGUAGGCUGUUAGAUUUGUUCUAUCACCGAUGAGAUGAGAGUCCAUGAUCGCACCAAAUUGACAGCAAGCUAAUUACGAACACUCACAACACAUAGGCUACCGCUCGCUGCUGUGGGACGUUCGUCUCUCGGCAGGCAGCAUCCUGUGAACGGUUCACAUUGCAUUUAUGUUCGAAACCUCUAAACUAUACAUUGUGACUGUUCUGGAUCGUUCACAAAGACACCGCCCGUCCGUCGGGGUCCGAUGCGAAACCUCAAAGCCUACUACUACUACCCGCUAGCUUGGACCAUGUGAUAGUAAAUCUAAUUGACAGUUCAAUUGACGAUUGUCAGUUCAUUUUUUUACGGUCAAAGUGCUGGUGGGACUUUGUGACAACAGUAUUUUUUGUAUAAAAGAAGAAAAAAACCUAUUCAAAUAUCAACCUGUUUUUAACAAAUGCUCCAUAAUUACGUGCAUAUCCACAACAACAACAAAAAAAAAAACAAGAUUAAAUCAGCCGACCAUAUCUUAUCCGAACGAAAAACUAUAGCUUAAAACGUAUAAUUUAUGUAACUGCUCUUACCUUCUUCUUUUGUUUUUACUACCGAUGUAACCAAAAAUGUAUAAUUGUGAGAGAAAACAAGGAAUCCUAAUAUCAAAGCGUACUUAAGUAAUCAAAUGGUUAAUUUAAUUUUAGUGGCAGUGAUUGGGCGCCGGCAAGAGUUGCGCUCGCAUGCGUUGUUCUGUGUGUUCUUUUGGGAUCAAUCAAAUCGGAAAUGUAGGUAUACUACGAGCUAAAGUGAUAACGCAAUGCCUUCUAGUGACAAGAGCAAAAUAAUCAAAGAAAGACAUUUUGAGAAUGGACUACCGACUGUAAGAGAAGAGAAGUGUAAAUAUUAAAAGUGAAUUGAAUGAAAAAUAAAACUAAAAUUAACCCAAGCUUAUGAGUAACCGUACUUUUGUUGAACAGCAACAGCUAAACUAAGCGCGCAGAAAGAAUGUUAAUUUAUCGACUAACAGCAACUUAUACAGAUUAUACCGAUAGCGAAAUUGAGCACGUUGACACGUUAACAGCAGCCGAUCCGCGAUUGUCUACCCUCUGAUAACUGUUGUAAACUAAAACAAAUGUGAAAAAUGAUAGAAUAAAGUAAUACG
Molecule: messenger RNA, 3384 nt
Organism: Sabethes cyaneus
Lineage: Eukaryota; Metazoa; Arthropoda; Insecta; Diptera; Culicidae
Product: bicaudal D-related protein homolog
Exons: 5
Coding region: 534-2282 (582 amino acids)
Source: RefSeq, a predicted model, not a curated record